Molecule: messenger RNA, 644 nt
Organism: Lycium barbarum (goji berry)
Lineage: Eukaryota; Viridiplantae; Streptophyta; Magnoliopsida; Solanales; Solanaceae
Product: LOB domain-containing protein 12
Exons: 2
Coding region: 69-596 (175 amino acids)
Source: RefSeq, a predicted model, not a curated record
ACUACAAUAUCAUAUCUCUCUUCCUUAAUUCUCAUUCUCUUUGUUCAAGUUGUCUUUUUGGCACUAAAAUGGGAACAGGAAGUUCUCCUUGUGCUUCUUGCAAAUUGUUAAGGCGUCGUUGCGCCAAGGACUGCAUCUUUGCCCCUUACUUCCCUCCUGAUGAUCCCCACAAGUUUGCCAUUGUUCACAAGGUGUUUGGUUCUAGCAAUGUUAGCAAGAUGUUGCAGGAACUUCCAAUACAACAGAGAGCAGAUGCAGUUAGCAGUUUGGUGUAUGAAGCAAAUGCAAGAGUUAGAGACCCUGUAUAUGGAUGUGUAGGUGCCAUCUCUUUUCUACAAAAUCAAGUAUCUCAGUUACAAAUGCAAUUGGCUGUAGCCCAAGCAGAGAUACUAUGUAUCCAGAUGCAGCAAGAACCUGUUCCAAGUUUGCCAACAACUCUAAUGGAACCAGAAGAUAAAUCACCAUUUUCAACAAGUAAUAAUAACUCGAUUAAUAAUAAUAACUUCAAUAAUAAUCUGCAGCAGUACCUAAGCUUUGCAUCUUCUAGCAGUUCUAUAAUGCAAGACCCUGUAAAGAGAGAGUCUCUCUGGACAUAAACUAAUUAUAAUAGCUAGCUCUUGGUAAUUUUGUUAUGUUGUUAAUGU